CGUAUCAUCAUCAUCAUCUCAACUGAGAGAAGCUCCGAAUAAAGAGGAAGAAAACGAAGAACAAUUCUUGAAUUCAAAUCGUGGGCACGGUUCUUGGAUUCGAGAACUAAGUCAAGAAUUUUGGACAACUAGAAAGUACAGCGGAGAUAUAUAUCUACAUUCGGGGUUGUGUUGGAGUGCAAUUUGGUUUGGUGAUGGAUCACUCGCUGUGGGGGCAUUUGCCAUUGCUGGUGAGGGCCAACUCCAAGGAGUCAGUUGAAUACAUUCUUCAAGCCUUGUGGAGGACCCGCAACACCGGUCUCGACGCCGCCGACCGCCACAUCAUCUGCGACAUGCUCCAACUCCCCAACGACUCCGACCUCUCUCUCUCUCUCUCUCUCUCUCUCUCUCUCUCUCUCUCUCUCUCUCUCUCUCUCUCUCUCUCACACACACACACACACACACACACAUAUUGUUCGUCAAGCUGAAUGAAUAAGGAAAAAUUAUUGCCUUGGUAAAUAGCUUUUGAGUACGAAUGGUUCUCUAUUUAUGUCUUUUUUCGGCGGCGGGUAUGCGUGUUAUAUGGAGCCAAUGAAAUUAGAUAGUAUAGGAAAGAAGUUCGACGGAGAAUAAAACGCGCAUUGCAUUCGACAGUGGGAGGUGAGCAAACUUGAAAAAGUCCGGUGAGUGUAUUCUUUUAACAUGUAUGGAAAACUUGUGAGACCGAUCCUGGAUAAAUUGUUCAAUGCCUCUGGGGCAAGGCUGAGCACGAAUCUGGACCACACAUUUGUGUUGUUUGGUUCAAGAUAUGCUCGAACUUGAGAUGGUUCCUUCCCCAUCCCUUCUAUUUCUAUCCGAAUAAGUGUGUGUAGGUUGUGCUGAUUGAUUGGGUGGAUUUAGGAGCAAGAUGUUGUUGUGACAUCCAUUUGGAAUCCAUGCAUUUUUAUUGCUGGUUAUUUUCAAAAUUAAUCAGUAUGUUGAACGAAGAAAUUGUACUGUUUGUAUCAUCAUCUGCUAGUAUAUCUUAUAGUAACAUCCUAGCUGGCUCCCCCAUUUUUUCACCCAAAAAAGGACUCUCUCUCUCUCUCUCCUAAUGGUUAUGGUGUCCUCUUUCGCAGCUUAUAGGCACAUCAUAAACAGUUUAAACUAGACAAGGUAAAACCUAUCAGAUGGCAACAUUAUUCACAUCCAAAUGAAGAAUUGUAUGGUUAUUUGACUCCAGGAGUCCAGGAAGUACAUAUCCGAGUUGUCAUUUGAUUUCACUAUCCGCGGUUGCAUCAUCUUUAAUUGGUGUAGCAUAGCAUUGCAUUUGAUUCAACUAUUCGUGUUGAUAUUUAUCAUGUUCCACAAGCCAUGCAUAUAAUAUACCAAGGGUUCUCCAAUUUCUUUAAGCUAGCAACAAACAAAUACGUAAGCUGAUAAGCAGGAAAAUUCUGAGCUUGCGAGUUAUAUAUAUAUUAGGGAACUAUGCUAAACUACACAUAGCUGAAUACAAUUUACUUUUUCCUUUGAAGCUUUUGGUUUGCCUUCGCAUGCUUAUGCGCAGGUGUGUUUAUGAGAAUAUCAAUAAGGACGAGAUUCAGAAGCUGUUUCCUAAUGAGGUCCUUCCUGAAUAUCAAAGAUUAUUGACACUCCUGCUGCAAAAGUUUCAAAGGGAAUGGCGGGAAGAUGUGCAAAAGGACCAGGUUAACUUUCCCCGCUUAAAGGCCAUGACGUGGAAUAUGGCAAACCAGGGCAUAGAAUUGACAGACCCUGUUGCAGUUAUCAAUUUGAAGCUUCAAAAUGACACACAAUCCAAUGCUGGAGAGAUGGAUGUAAAGUUUCAGUUGGCUAAAGAUACCUUGGAAACAAUGUUGAGGUCCAUGUCCUGUAUAAGAGACCAGUUAUCCGAUGAUGUUGAAGCAUCACACAGACAUGUAUCCCAAGAGACAAAUAUGGUUUAGUUCUGAUACACUCAACUUGAAGAUUGAGAUGGAAGUUUUUGAAAGUUGGGUUCCUGUCAGUAUAUGAAAGAAGUAGGACCAAGUCGAAAUCAAUGCAGCCGAUGCAAGCAGAGCAUCCCUUGGAUUGUAACAGUGAAGAUACAAACUAGUAGUUGUUUAGGGCCUUAGGCACAUGAAUGGACCUGAUUCUAAAAUAAGGAGCUUUAAAUAUUUAGGCUCUCUUCUGUGUACCAUUCCACAGUUGUUGCUUUAGGCUGCGUUUUAGUCAUGAAUAUGUUGAGGAUUUGUCAUGGUAAAAAAAAAAUGAUAGGAAAGCAUUAAAAUGGAUUUGCCUUUUCACUUCAUGAUAUUGUUCAUCUUUCAUCCGUCAGAAAUUCUUGUUUUUCGUUCUUCUUUAUCUUAUGGGUGAUUUUAGUACAUGUGGUCACCACAAAAGAGGUACAACCACGAUAGAGGAAAACAUGAUCAAAUCUCGUGACCGUUGGUCAAAGAUUACACCUCUUUGAUUAGACCCAAUAGUAAUGUCUAUUCAUUUCAUCUUCAUAGUCACACCUUUUAGUAUGGUUAUGUCUGUUCAUUUAAUCUGAAUAGAGACAUCAAUCUUUUGCAUUUAAAUUCAAUGGUCACAUUUAGUCAUUUAACUUGAAUGAAUAGACACACCUUUUAGAUUAAAACUGUUUAUUUGGUCUUUAUUUUUCACGAUUCAUAUUUCUCUGACAUUCCACUCUAAUCACUUUUCCUAUAGAUACUGUAAUAGUAAAAUUAAAUACUCUGUAUUUGAUAAUACUAACUUUUCCCAUAGACGUGCAGGGCCUGGGGAUGAUGCCAAGCACCCAUGCCAAGCGGGGUGCAAAGCGGCAUUCAUCUCAACAAUCGACGGCUCGAAUCUUGACCGAGCAAUGGACGAUUUAUAUCUGUAUGCGCUCAAAUUCAAUCUGUGUCGUCUGUGUCAAGAUGAACGGCCAGAUCGACCACUUGGCAAGAGGUGCUUGGCAGCAUCCCCAUUCCAGAGGUCCAACCGUCCAGGUUUGGUGUAAAAAGAAAAAGGUGCAGUAAUCCUUGCAAAUGGAGACUACUUUCACCUGGUUUUUGCAUUGGAAAACAGAAGACUCGGUACAUCAACGUUUCAGACAAAUCAAAUAUACGAGGCACACAAGAAGAGAACUUCCAUUAUUUUAUUUUAUCUACAAAAGGGCGCGCACUGGAGGAGUUUCUCUCACAACAAUUACAAAGAGCUUCUUUCCCUGUGUGACACACCACCUCCUACCAGCCUCCAGUUAAACUGUCACAGAGAUCACACACAAAAAAACAGGUCAAUAACUAAGAGUCCAUCAGUCAUCAGUGGGCAUGAGAACCGAAAACUUAUGGUACAUUUCAAACCCUGCUGUUCUCUGGCAGUGGCAAAACACCAUCAAAGAAAUCGCCAAAGUAACCCCGAGGCUCGUGUACUAGCUUUGAGAUUAUGUCUCUGAGAGUGAUCACCCCCUCCAGAUUCCCAUCAUCGUCCACGACAUAAAUCCGAUGGAUCUUCUUGGAGUCGAGCAUCGCAAUUACUUCUUUUAUUGUGUUCUCUCUUUUGCACGUCACCAUGCCGUUCAAUAAUGGUGAUGGCUCUUUAUGCUCCUCGAGGUAGCUUCUAACUGCCGUCAGGAAAUUCUUUGCCGUGAUAGAUCUGUAAUAACAUACUGUAAAAGUGACUCUGGAGCUAAUGGAAUCGCCUAAGAGUGGUAAUUAACAGUUACAGGGCAAGCAGAUUGCUACAUUGUCUAA
This is a messenger RNA of Rhododendron vialii, 3692 nucleotides long. Its product is annotated as protein FAR1-RELATED SEQUENCE 3-like. The transcript is spliced from 5 exons. Bases 1512 to 1922 code for a protein of 136 amino acids. The record is from RefSeq and is a predicted model, not a curated record. Lineage: Eukaryota; Viridiplantae; Streptophyta; Magnoliopsida; Ericales; Ericaceae.